UACUCUUCGAGAUUUGCUUGAACUUCUUGAAGCUGGGGAAACCACAGUUCAUUGCGCCGAAUAUUUUGCAUCGAGAAAGAUGGUACUUCGGAAAGACGAGCUAGAAGUCCAGCUCAAGGAUGAACAUCAACUUAUCAGAGAUGGAGUGCUCAAGGACGACAGCCCUCUUGACGUCAGUAAUGACUUCCGGAAACUCUGCGACGCUUGUCGGAUUGGAGAUUUGAAGGGUUGCCAGGAAGCUGUUGCUUCCGGAGUUAACAUUAACGCCCGAGAUGUUUUUGAUUAUACGCCCUUGAUACUGGCCAGUCUUUGUGGACAUUACGAAGUAGUCCAGUUUCUCCUCGAAGCUGGUGCACUCUGCGAACGAGAUACCUUCCAAGGCGAGCGAUGCCUGUACAAUGCCCUCAAUAAUCGGAUUCGAAAUCUUCUACUGGAAUAUGACUAUUCUAAAAGUAGCGAUCCUCUGCAGCCUUUAGCCUCACAUGUUACCACGCUCCUCACUCGACAGACACCCAACACCUCCGAUAUCUGCCUCACGGCAGGUUCAGAAAAGUGGAAUCUUCAUAAAUUCAUCCUUUCUGCUCGCUCACCAUACUUUACUAAGAAGCUCACAACUGCACCGGAAACAACAAUUUGGAAAUUGGCGAACACAAUACCACCUGAGGCUUUCCACAUUGCUUUACGGUACUUAUACCUUGGAGACGUACCCGCAGACCUUGGCUUGAGCAACAAGAGCUUCGUCACAGAAGAAGAGGUUCUGAAAGGCAUUGAUAAAGUUAGCAAACAAUUAGAGAUCGAAUCUCUCUGGGAAGGGUUAUUGGCAGGAAGUGAUAGACGAAUUGCGAGGCAGAGACAUCAGGACGAAGUCACACGAGGUCGAGAUCAAAUUGAGACAUGGUACCGGAAUAAUGUUUUGAAGCACAAAAUCAACGUGGACUCAAGCAAAGCAAACGACGUGAAGUGGACAAGAGAUAAUAGCAUUUUCGCAGAUGUAUUGCUUCGCGCAGACGAGGAAGGAUCCAACGAGUCAAGUUCUGGUGAAGAAACACCGAAAUUGAGGAACACGCUUGGACCUUUAAAUGGCAUUCCUAUUGGGCCAUUUGCAACUUCACGAUCUCCUUCGGCGACUAGGAAAUCAAAGCAAGCGGUCCUAUUUCCAUGCCAUCGAGCGAUGUUGUUGAGGUCCGAGUAUUUCCAGACUAUGUUUGCCUCGUCAUUCAAGGAGGCACAGGUUACGGAAUACCUCCAAAUUAUCAAGGUCGACUGUACACCAGAGGUGCUGGAGGUUGUCUUGAAUUUUAUUUAUACUGAGCAAACCCAUAUACCCAUCGAACUGGCGCUGGAUGUUCUCUUUGUUGCCGAUAUGCUACUCAUCGAGAAACUGAAAGCAAAAGCCGCGACUGUCAUCAGUACUGUAGGCAUGGGUAGUGGAGGACUGCCGGAUCGGACACAUACUGAAGCUGGUCAAGAUCAGGCAGUUGAGGUUGAGCCAAUUAAUGUGUAUGAUGUGAUUCGAGCAGCCUGGGAUCUUAAGGUUCAACGAUUGGAGGAAUUUAGUGCAAGAUAUUUAGCAUUUCGGUUGGAAGACUAUAUCGACGAGCAAGAGUUUGAGGACUUGAUCAAGGAGAGUGCCUCCAGGAUUCAAAAUCGACAGGAAACAGAUACAAUUGAACUUUUGGACGACAUUCGGCACUACCUAUCUGAUCGAUUUCGAUUACGAUUUGAGGACUCGGGACUCGAGGAUAUGAUGGAUGAAAAUGAGACUGACGAUACCGAAGAAUUGUCCAGUGAAUCUCAGAAUCCGGAUGAGGCUGUUGAUAUAAGCUCCCCACCAGGCAAAGCUCUCGAUUUUGCUUCUAGCCCUUUCAUGAAUGGCGAAAUUAGAACCUUGGACGGAGAAGUGGCAGGUGAUGAGUUCGCUGCUGAUGCUGUGAAUUACCAAGUUCUACUUGGAAAAAUCGACAACUUGUUAGAGAAGUUGAAGCUAGACGCAUAGACUAAAUCUAGAGCCUUUAGAC
Messenger RNA from Cadophora gregata, 2018 nucleotides. RefSeq lists its product as uncharacterized. The transcript is spliced from 5 exons. Gene Ontology annotation, molecular function: protein binding. NCBI's taxonomy places the organism in Eukaryota, Fungi, Ascomycota, Leotiomycetes, Helotiales, Ploettnerulaceae. The coding region runs from base 80 to 1996 and encodes 638 amino acids. The record is from RefSeq and is a predicted model, not a curated record. Gene Ontology annotation, cellular component: ubiquitin ligase complex; cytoplasm.